ACUGGCAGGGCACUUCCAUAGACAAGAACAUUCUGGAUACUUUGAUGCUAAACACUACCAAAAUCGGACAUGGAUUUGCUUUGAGCAAACACCCCGCCCCCAGGCCUUACACGUGGAAAAAGGACAUCCCCAUAGAAGUCUGUCCCAUCUCUAACCAGGUUCUGAAACUGGUGCCUGAUUUGAGAAACCACCCUGCAGCUACUCUGAUGGCCAUCGGGCACCCCAUGGUGAUCAGCUCUGAUGACCCAGCGAUCUUUGGUGCCAAAGGCUUGUCCUACAAUUUCUAUGAGGUCUUCAUGGGCACUGGGGGGAUGAAGGCUGACCUGAGGACCCUCAAACAGCUGGCCAUCAACUCUAUCAAGUACAGUAGCCUGUUGGAGAUUGAGAAAAAUACUUUCAUGGCAAUCUGGAAGAAGAGAUGUGAUAAGUUCAUAGUGGAUGUGGCACGGAGUGAGGAGAAACUAGCCAUCCUCCAUGAGCUGCCUUCCCGCACAUGCUGCCACCGCCACUCACCCGUUCUUGAAUCAGCUCCAUGUCCCCAUCAAAUCAAUGGCCUGGGUACAGAGCGACCCUGUGAGAAGCACUUGGCUGGCUGACCAGCUUCAUCCUCUGGAACAUUCUCCCUCAGCUGCAGCAGCAUUGACCCUCACGAUUUUCUCCACUCUGUGUCCAUUGCUUCCAGUUUCCCUACUUCAGAAUCUCCUCCUCUCUGACCUCUGUGCUGUGUCCUCAGGGCUCAGUCCUGGGCUCUCUUCUAUUCUGAUCUCUCUAUUUAAAAAAAAUUUUUUUU
Messenger RNA from Cebus imitator (Panamanian white-faced capuchin), 790 nucleotides. Its product is annotated as adenosine deaminase 2-like. Gene Ontology annotation, biological process: adenosine catabolic process; inosine biosynthetic process. The record is from RefSeq and is a predicted model, not a curated record. NCBI's taxonomy places the organism in Eukaryota, Metazoa, Chordata, Mammalia, Primates, Cebidae. The transcript has 3 exons. The annotation marks the transcript as partial. Gene Ontology annotation, molecular function: adenosine deaminase activity.